CAGUGUCCCUCUGCCAAGUCAUAGUGUCCUCCUGUCUACUCAAAGUGUCCCUCUGCCAAGUCAUAGUGUCCUCCUGUCUACUCAAAGUGUCCCUCUGCCAAGUCAUAGUGUCCCUCUGACUAUAGUGUGUUUUUUAUCAGCUGUGAAGAGAUGCCCCGCCCCCACCUCAAGAGUUACAGCUGAUUGGCUGUUGCACACCUGUCCGAUUUCGUCCUGAAAAUGCAAGUUAUGCUUCGGUGGUGUCGAGCAGCAGGAAGAGCAAAGCAUGUGUGUCAGUACAGUAGGUGUACCCCAGGGGGAGCAUUCGAUGUGGUGGUGGUGGGCGGUGGCCAUGCUGGUACAGAGGCCUGCGCUGCUGCUGCUAGGAUGGGUGCCACAACAUUGCUUGUCACACAUAAGAAGUCCACCAUAGGUGAGAUGUCAUGCAAUCCCUCUUUCGGUGGUAUUGGAAAAGGACACCUGAUGAGAGAAGUGGAUGCUCUGGAUGGACUUUGUGGUCGGGUCUGUGAUAUUUCUGGCAUACAUUACAAGGUGCUGAACCGUAGCAAGGGUCCAGCUGUAUGGGGUCCUCGAGCACAGAUAGACAGAGCACUGUACAAAAAAAAUCUCCAGGAAGAGUUGUUUCAGUUACCUAACCUGACUAUAAUAGAGGCAGCAGUGGAAGAUCUGAUUUUAAGGGAACCAUGUGCUUCUACAGAUGUACCUCAACAAGCUGAAUGCCAAGGAGUGUUACUAGAUGAUGGGCGAGAGAUUACAUCUCACAGUGUUGUCAUCACCACGGGGACCUUCUUACGAGGAGUAAUCAGCAUAGGAUUAGAUGUGAGGCCUGCUGGCAGACUUGGAGAUGCACCAGCUAUUGGGCUGGCCAACACUUUUGAAAAGUUGCAGUUUAGACUUGGAAGACUUAAGACAGGAACACCCCCAAGGAUAGCCCAAAACACCAUUGACUACACGCAGUGUACACAACAAGAGCCAGACAACCCACCAGUGCCAUUCUCAUUCUUAAAUCAACAAGUCUGGAUUAAGCCUGAGGAACAACUGUUUUGUCAUCUCACUCACACAACUCCAGAGGUGGAAAAAAUUGUCAAAGAUACUCUGCAUAAAAAUCGACAUGUUCAUGAGGAGACUAAUGGACCUCGCUACUGUCCAUCCAUAGAAUCAAAAGUUUUAAGAUUUUCAGGUCGUAACCACCAAGUGUGGCUUGAACCAGAAGGUUUAGACUCUGGUCUAGUGUAUCCUCAGGGCCUGUCCUGUACAAUGCCCCCAGAGCACCAACAGGCCUUACUCCGCUUCAUUCCAAGCCUCCAGCACUGUGAAAUGAUCACUCCAGGUUAUGGUGUAGAAUAUGACUACGUGGACCCGCGUGAACUGACCCCACAGUUAGAGACUUGUCGUGUCGCUCGCCUUUUCCUAGCAGGGCAAAUCAAUGGAACAACUGGCUAUGAGGAAGCUGCUGCACAAGGCAUUGUGGCUGGGAUAAAUGCUACUGCAAAGGCAUUUAAUAAAGAAGGUCUCACUGUGGACCGGACAGAGGGCUACAUUGGUGUCUUAAUUGAUGACCUCACCACCCAGGGCACCUCUGAGCCUUACCGAAUGUUUACUUCUCGCUCAGAAUUUAGAUUCCAGCUGAGGCCUGACAAUGCCGAUCUUCGACUUACUGAAAAGGGUUAUUCCAUUGGCUGUGUAUCUGAAGAGCGACAUAAUCAAUUGAUACAAACAAAAAGUCAGCUCGAGGAGGGAUUGCAACUGCUUCGGGGAGAUGUUCGUAGCUUCAAGACCUGGGCAAAACUUCUAGAUAGACCACAAACUAGAGCAACAACAUAUAAGAGUGCCCUACAGUUUCUUGGUAUGUAUUCCUGGAAUGUAACAGUUGAACAACUAGCAAAGGUUGACUCAAGAUAUGAAAAAUUCACUUACAAUCCAGUGCUGACAGAAAGGCUAAAAGUUGAAGCCCUUUAUGCUGACCUGGUAGCUGCCCAGAGUGAGGAUGUGGAUGCUGUACGCAGGGAUUAUGCACUUGUAAUUCCACACAAUAUUGACUACUAUAGUCCCUCCAUGAGUUUGUCAAAUGAGAUGCGCAGCAAACUUUCUCAAGCAAGACCCACUACGAUUGCAGCAGUAACUAGGAUUGAAGGCAUAACACCAGCAGCGAUGAUAAGCUUGUUACGUUAUGUGAAGCAGAGGCAACAGCAGUAUUCAGAACUUUUAUAGCAAUGUGUAGGUCAGACUGAUGUUUUUUGAUAAAUUUUAGUAAAUAAAUACUUAACAUAGCAA
Homarus americanus (American lobster) is the source of this 2274-nucleotide messenger RNA. Its product is annotated as protein MTO1 homolog, mitochondrial-like. Gene Ontology annotation, molecular function: flavin adenine dinucleotide binding. The transcript is spliced from 14 exons. Bases 220 to 2211 code for a protein of 663 amino acids. The record is from RefSeq and is a predicted model, not a curated record. Lineage: Eukaryota; Metazoa; Arthropoda; Malacostraca; Decapoda; Nephropidae. Gene Ontology annotation, biological process: tRNA wobble uridine modification; tRNA methylation. Gene Ontology annotation, cellular component: cytosol.